Messenger RNA from Chanos chanos (milkfish), 2083 nucleotides. RefSeq names its product drebrin 1 (gene dbn1). Gene Ontology annotation, cellular component: dendrite; postsynaptic membrane; cortical actin cytoskeleton. The coding region runs from base 71 to 1825 and encodes 584 amino acids. Gene Ontology annotation, molecular function: actin filament binding. Gene Ontology annotation, biological process: positive regulation of axon extension; postsynaptic actin cytoskeleton organization; regulation of actin filament polymerization. Lineage: Eukaryota; Metazoa; Chordata; Actinopteri; Gonorynchiformes; Chanidae. The transcript has 15 exons. The record is from RefSeq and is a predicted model, not a curated record.
CUCGCAGAGACUCUCUCGGCUCUAUCCACCACUGUCUCACUCUGGGGUGGAUGAUUGCAGAGGAGGCAACAUGGCUGUGAAUCUGAGUAAGAACAGACUGGCCCUGCUCACAGCCUAUCAAGACGUUAUCGACGAGGCUACGUCCACCGACUGGGCAAUAUAUACAUAUGAGGGAGACAGUAAUGACUUGACACUGGCAUCAUCAGGAGACGGUGGACUGGCGGAGAUCACCGUGACCUUCGACAAUGCUCGCAUCAUGUACGGUUUUUGCAGUCUGAAGGAUCCAGCUGCCGCGUUGCCACGCUACAUCCUCAUCAACUGGGUUGGUGAGGACGUUCCCGACGCCAGGAAGUGUGCCUGUGCCAGUCAUGUAGCCACCAUCGCCGAAUUUUUCCAGGGGGUUGAUGUCAUCGUGAAUGCCAGCAGCAUGGACGACAUUGACCCCUCAGCCAUUGGACAGAGACUGACCAAUGGGAUGGCCUCGGUGGCCAGCCCGGUCCUCAGCCGACUGAGAACGAGAGACGAGGAAACCACAGAGCACGUUGGCACGACCUACCAGAAAACGAACGCAGAGAUCGAGAUGAAGAAAAUCAAUAGAGAGGAAUUCUGGGAACAGGCCAAGCGUGAGGAGGAGAUGCGUAAGGAGGAGGAGAGGAGGAAGGCAGCGGAGGAGAGGCAGCGUUUCGAACAGGAGCGGAUGGAGCUGGAACGAAAGCAGCAGGAGGAGAGAGAGAGGAGGUAUCGCGAGAGAGAGCGACAGAUUGAGGAACACCGGAAGAAGAUGCAGGAGGAAGAAGAAGCCAAAGAGAGGACACGGAACCAGCCUUUGAUUACGGAGCCCAGUUACGAAGAGUCCUCUCAAGAGAAGAAAGAGUCAGAGGUUGAGGAAGCGGCUGCUAUCAUCGCCCAGAGGAGAGAUAACCCGAGGGAAUACUUCAAACAGAGAGAGAAAGCCAUGGGUAACAGUGUGGACGUGUCUCCAGUCAGCACUCACAGGACCGGCCGUUUGGACAGUCCGUUCUUGAAGCAUCAGCAGUACAGUUCCCGUGAUCCCAGCCCUCCCGUUACUCGCACCGCGCCUCACGGGCGCACGCAGCCGGGGGCUUCCGGUGAAUCGGACGACGAACUCCCUGACCGCAACGGGGCUGCAGCGAACCCCACGCCCAUCCCCAAAAUCGCCAUCCACGAGGAGAUGGAAGAUUACGGAAGGAAGGAAUGGGCCUCCGAGCCCCAGCAGUGUCCCCCGGUUCAGGAAUCGACCCCUCCCAAACCCGUUCAGAGCGUGGCCCCCCAGGCCCGAGGCUCCGCCCCCACAGACGACAGCCUGCUCGACCUAUGGGAGAGCGGCCCUGUUCCGGGCUCCGCCCCUUCCCAGGCCUCCCACAUCAUGGACCUGAUGGGAGACGCGUCUGAACCCCACCCAGCCACCUCCUCCCCUGGGAUGCCUCAGCCCCUGCUCAGCUUCGACGAGACCCCCGAUGCCCCCUCCUACUGCCCGGGGGGCGAGGAUGAGCCCUCCAGUCUGGUGGAUGUGGCCGGGCCUCAUCAGAUGACCCUGAGCUACCAGCAGGCCUUGCAGCACGCCUCAGCCUCUGACAGCCAGGAGAUGGAUGAUGGACAGCUGCUGAUGACCAAUGGGGACACGCUGCUCAAAGAAGGGACCCAGGCAAGUGAAGGCUACUUCAGCCAAUCACAGGAGGAAGACUUUGGCCAAUCAGAUGAAUGCUCUGGGAAGGUGAACCCUACGCCGACAUUCUACAACAAGCCACCAGAGAUUGACAUCACGUGCUGGGACACAGACCCGGUGAUGGAGGAUGAGGACUAGCGCCACCAACAGGAGGGAAGUAGACGCGACAUUUCUUCAAGAAACCAAUUUCACAAAAUGUUAUUCCAAGUCUUGCAUCAGAAUAGGAAAAAAAGAAAAAAAAAAAACACACAACAAAAAUCUGUAUGAUGUUCUAGAGAGAAAAAAAAAGAAAAAAACAAACAAACAAACAAAAAAAAGAUAUUAGCCACCGAAAAAGGAUUCAUGUUAUUGUUAAAGAUGCCAACGGGAUUGAAGAGCACUUGGUUUGUCUGUGUG